CAGAUAGCCCCAUCUUCAGUCAAUUAUUCCAUCUUCACAUUCACAAUCAAGUGAAGAUGCUCAAAUUACUAAUUCUGGCCUCUCUGCCAGCAAUCAUCUUUCACCAACAAUUAACCAUCUAUACACUCCCCUACCUCCCAACAUCAGUCCAUCCAUAUCUCCCCCUCCCCCUCACAACCCUCCCCCAAGGAAUCCUCAUCGGCAAAACCCUCAAACAAGAUCUGAAAACACCCAUCGAUGCAUUCCUAGGUAUUCCAUACGCGGUAUCACCAGUCGGCGAGAGAAGAUUUCGUCCUGCUGUUCCUGUCCCGGCGGGUGAGGGGGUGGUUGAUGCGCGGGAGUUUGGGCCGAGAUGUCCGGGAAAACAACUCCUGCAGGUGACUGGGGAUGUCAAGUAUAGCGAGGAUUGUCUCACUGUGAAUGUCUUCCGGCCAAGUCGGAAGGAUGGAGGGAAGAAACUGCCUGUGGCGGUUUAUGUGCAUGGAGGGGCUUAUAAUAGAGGAACUUCAUCAAUGCACAACACCGCCUCGAUGAUCAGCUGGUCAGAAGAGCCGUUUAUCGGUGUUAGUUUUAAUUAUCGAAUCGGUGCACUCGGUUUCCUACCAUCGACGCUCUCAGCUGAAGAAGGGAUUCUGAAUCUCGGUCUGCGCGAUCAGAUUGUCUUGCUGCAAUGGGUGCAGGAUAAUAUUGAGUCGUUUGGUGGCGAUCCGUCGCAGGUUACGGUGUUUGGAUUGUCGGCCGGUGCUCACUCGAUCGCCCACCACAUCAUGAACACAGAUCUACCACCCCUCUUUCACCGUGCGAUCAUCGAAUCUGGCAGUGCAACAUCCCGUGCCGUGCAUCCGUACAAUGCGCGUCUCCACGAAGACCAAUUCAACGAGUUCAUCUCUUUGGCAAACUGCACCACGUCCAAAGACCACAUCAUGUCUUGUCUCCGCUCAGCGCAGGAGCCAGUCAUCCUGAACGCCUCCUACACCGUCUUUGCAAAAUACAACCCCUCCGUCCGCUGGGCUUUCCAGCCCGUCAUUGACGGCGACCUGAUCAAACAGCGUCCCAUCGACGCGUGGAAAAGCGGAAAGUGGCAACGAAUGCCGAUAAUAACCGGCUUCAACACAAACGAAGGCACAUACUACGUCCCAUCUACCGUAGAGACAUCAGAGCAGUUUGACGACUUUUUCAAAACCCUACUCCCAGCCUACUCAUCGCAAGAUAUCCAGACCAUCUCAAACCUCUACCCAGACCCACUCUACGCAGACGACUCACCAUAUAUAGAGCGCAGAAACAUCCCCGUCGGCCCACAAUAUAAGCGGCUUGAAGCAGCGUACGGACACUACGCAUACGCUUGUCCAGUCCGCCAGACUGCAUCGCUUGCCUCGCAGGAUCAGAACGCGCCUAUCUUCCUCUAUCACUGGGCAUUAAAUAAGACCGUGCAAGGUGGCGCAAACCACGGCGACCAGAUGGCGUAUGAGACGUUUAAUCCGGAAGUGAGGAGUAUUUCGCCUUCGCAGCGGGAAAUGGCUGGUACGCUACAUGCAUACUUUACCUCGUUUAUCGUAACUGGGGAUCCGAACAAGUUCGCAGGAAUGUAUGCAGACAGACCACAGUGGAAUGCAUACGGUGCGGAAAGGAAAGAAAAAAUCAUGCUCUUCGGCGAGGGAAAUGACGAACGGGCAGGCGGGGAUGGAAAAGGCGUGAUCGCGCAGAUGAAAGAGGAUGAAUGGAGUAGAAAGGAGUGUGAUUUCUGGUGGACCAAGGCUGGCAUUUCGGAUGUUUUUUAAUUAAGCUCUUCUAUAGAUAGCGUGCAUGGCUGUCAGAGGCGAUAGAUAGCUUAUUACACAUGGCAGAGAGAUAAGAGAUGAAUGAAAUGCCUCAGAUAAGAUAUUCUGACCGGAACCGGGCCGGUGAUGUAGCCUUUAAGGCUUAUUGCAUCCGGUGACAUUGACAGGCAGAUAAAGUUGUGGCUGACAGAUAGUUUAUCUAUCCUCG
Aspergillus wentii DTO 134E9 is the source of this 1986-nucleotide messenger RNA. Its product is annotated as putative extracellular lipase. NCBI's taxonomy places the organism in Eukaryota, Fungi, Ascomycota, Eurotiomycetes, Eurotiales, Aspergillaceae. The record is from RefSeq and is a predicted model, not a curated record. Bases 57 to 1778 code for a protein of 573 amino acids. The transcript is spliced from 5 exons.